AUUUUGUGCUUCGAAGCUCUUCGAUCAGCUAAUUCUGCUGUCAUGGUCAAAAGCCUCAGCUUCUGCUCAUUAUAACUACGAACAUUCAAUAACGAUGCAGAAAAUAGCAAAAUUCUUCGUUUACAUUGGAAGAUUUAUGCUUGUAGCAUCACUGGUCGCACAGGCAGUUAUCUUCUCCAUGUACCCAAGCAUCUACUACAAGAAAGAAUCGUUUGUUUCUUUGAUUGUCCUCGUGUUGCCAACUCUGAUUGCGUAUGGUGUCAUUUCCUAUAAUUCUGAUGAUAAACCGACUUUAAACAGGCUAUGGAUCGUAUGGGGUUUCUAUGUGUCUACUUUUCUAAUCCCAAUGGUUGGCCUCAUAUUUGGCGGCUUAAGAGAGAAUCUAGACAAGAACCAGUUUUUUGGGCCAAACAUUUUGAAGAUAACGAUGUGUGGAUCCGCUUUGAUUGCUCUUCUACUGGUCUCAACGAGUUUAACGACCAAGUCGGAUGAUCAAAACAAAGAAAAAUACAAGGAUCUCAUGAUACGUCUAUGCUGGGAUAUAGCCAUGGAUUUAUUUGAUGACAUCGAAAUGCUGGAAAUGAUUUUGCCUCAAAAGGAAUCGCUAUCCAUCCCACUUGCAUUGGAUGCUAUCAUCAUUAUGUGUGUAUUUUUGAGCUUUAUUUUUUCGAUCUUCGAAACAUACGAACAAGCACUAACCGUAGAAGACCCAUCUAAAAGCUAUAUUCAUGUAUGUCGACUUGGUAUUCAGAUGUUAUUGGUAAACGUAGUACUGCUUGUUAUUCGUUUGCUUUUGUGGCUCAGAUACAAACACGAUGCAUCUAUUUUCAUUGCAAAAAACGCCAUGAAAAUUUGGAUUUCCAUCUUGGAAAUUCUGAAACACUUUGGCUUUUAUGAUGACGAGGCAAUUAAAGGAAGAAAACGCGAAGGAAAUCAAAAUAACGCGCAAAUGCCCAAUGAUCAACCAAGAAGGGACAACCUCGGCAUGGGAGUACCUUACCAAGAUGAUAUAAACAUUUAGGCACUGCCUAAAAGCGGAGCUCCCGAUACGCAAUUCACAGGGAGCCCAAUUUAAAUGAAUCUGUAAGGUAAAAUGAAA
Actinia tenebrosa (Australian red waratah sea anemone) is the source of this 1099-nucleotide messenger RNA. RefSeq lists its product as uncharacterized. Lineage: Eukaryota; Metazoa; Cnidaria; Anthozoa; Actiniaria; Actiniidae. The record is from RefSeq and is a predicted model, not a curated record.